Diaporthe amygdali is the source of this 540-nucleotide messenger RNA. RefSeq names its product chromosome segregation protein. The transcript is spliced from 2 exons. Bases 1 to 540 code for a protein of 179 amino acids. Gene Ontology annotation, cellular component: spindle microtubule; cytoplasm; nucleus. The record is from RefSeq and is a predicted model, not a curated record. Lineage: Eukaryota; Fungi; Ascomycota; Sordariomycetes; Diaporthales; Diaporthaceae. Gene Ontology annotation, biological process: regulation of cell cycle.
AUGCCUCCAAAAAAUCCCAAGAUCGAGUGCGACCUCGAGCCUUAUUUUCAGUAUCACAACAGGAUCGCCUCGUUCCUGGACUGGAAGCUCGAUUGGGAAAUCAACGAAGACAAGCCCUCCCCUGAGCAGCUCGCCCGUGCCGGCUUUUUCUCAUAUGACAAGGCCACUUACAAUGAUGACAAUGUCUCUUGUCCCUACUGUGGCCUGACCCUUGACAGUUGGGAACCUCACGACGAUCCUGUGCUGGUGCACCAAACGAGAUCUCCAUUCUGUCGCUUUGUGCUCGGUCGACAGACUGUGCGCAACAUGGACGACGCGGAAAACAGUGCCGUCCUGACUACCGCCUCAAAUGCCACCACGACUACCACCCAGACCCAGACCCAGGAAGCACUUGCAAACGAGCAGAACAAUGCGAGCCAAGUGCCUCGUCCGAAGCGACGGUACAUGACGCGAGCAAACGACAGCGUCGACCUGGACGGCCAAGGAAGCAACCUGCCUCCGGUUGAGCUGCCAACCGGCCACUGGAACGGAAUAAAGUGA